AGGGAAAUUGCAGAAAAAGAGAGAACAGCAUGGAAAAUGACGACGUUGAAAUGCUCCGUUCAGACAGCAACGAAGCUGGCUUGGAGUUGGAUGACAUGAAGAAGCGCUUGAAGGAAAUGGAAGACGAAGCUUCUGCUUUGCGGGAGAUGCAGGCAAAGGUCGAGAAGGAAAUGGGAUCUGUACAAGCUCCUGCUACUGCUGCUUCGAGUCAGAACAAUAAAGAGGAAGUAGAUUCUCGAUCAGUCUUUGUCGGCAAUGUGGACUAUUCAUGUACUCCAGAAGAAGUGCAGCAGCAUUUCCAGUCAUGUGGAACUGUAAACAGAGUCACCAUCCGAACUGAUAAGUUUGGCCAACCAAAGGGCUAUGCUUACGUAGAGUUUCUUGAAGUGCAGGCUGUUCAAGAAGCUCUUUCGCUGAAUGAAUCUGAACUACACGGGCGUCAAUUGAAGGUUACUGCUAAGAGGACCAAUAUACCAGGGAUGAAGCAAUAUCGUCCUCGCCGGCCUAAUCCUUACCAGGGGUUUCGAGGCAGAGCCCCGUAUGCACCUCCUUUUGCUUAUGCUCCUUUUGGAUAUGGAAAAGUUCCGAGGUUUAGAAUGGGAAUGCGCUAUAGUCCCUACUAUUAAUUAUGCUGAAUCAGAACUUUUGUCUAAUGGAUGGAAGGACAUAAUCUACUCCUUGUUCUAGUGUCAUGGCUGAUGCAGGCCAUUCAGCAUGAGGGAACGAACAGUACGACCACCGAUUUAGCAGCAAACCCUGUAAGCUUACGAUUUUUUCUUCUGCAUUUUUUUUUAUAUUUGACAUAUAUAUUCAAAGGUUCUUUGUAAAAGUAUCUGUUAAAAAAUUUUAAUGUAUGGGAUUUUCAGUUGCUUUUUUUCUUCUCUCAAAUUGUACUAUUGUAUAGGUGCAUCAGUUUUCUUCUCGAAAAUCCAAACAGUGGUUGUUCCUAGUUAUUGUUGUUGUUGUAGACUAGCCUGUGUCGUGAUUGUCAAAAGUCAAAACCUAUGAUAAUCCAGAAUCGGCUAUGGGAAAACGUUGCUACGAUAAUCCAUAGCAAUAGCCUGAGACUUUAUUUGGUCCACACACUACUUGCAUUUUUGUGUACGAGAUUAUUUUAGUUAAUUCGGUUUUCAUAGUAAUUAAUAAAAUUGGUUAAUUUAUUUAGUGACAUUAAAUUUAGUAAUAACUUGUAUCUUUUUCAAAAUUACCUUAAAAAUUAUCGAAUUUCUUUUAUUCAUUUUACCUAAUUUUUCCUGUUAAUAUGUGGAGAGAAAUAGCGAUGCAAUUUGUGGCUAAUCAUGUUUUCUAAUAUCCUCUCGUGAAAGGAAGUUCAUCUUAAUAGCUUAAAAAAUUUAUUGAUUAUGGAUCAAAAGUUAUAAAAUAAUUUUAGGGGCAGUUUGAUAUGAAAAAAAUACUAGAAACCAUUUAAAAGGUCAUAUAAAAAGAGAUAAAUAAAUUUUUGAAAAGAUUUCAGUAGAAAGUUCUACUCAUUCUUCACGCAGGAGAAAGAUUGUCCAUGCAAUUUCUCUUGAGUAACCUUAAACCGUGACCCUCUUCACUGAGCAUCAGAAGAAACUGCAUGGUUUACACUUUAGAUUGCUGUAAAUGCCUUCUUAAAUGUAAUCAACUAACAAUUUGAGUGCAUCAGACUUACCAUGCUUAUUAUAGCUGUUCAUUCAAUUAUAUCCUUCACAUGUAUGUAUAAUACUUCAGUGAGCAACUUGGUCACGAAAAAGCAUUGAAAAAUGUGGAAGAACUGACUCAGGAAUACGAUGUCUAGAGGCAUAGACCAAUUCCGAUUAUGGUAGUUAUUUUAUAACAGAGGGUAAAACCAAAUAACCAGGUAUCUUUAUAAAGUGUAAAUUUUAUUAUUCAAUUUUCUCGCAUGAAUACACUAACACGUUCAUCAGUUCUUAUCUAAAAAUCUUACUUUUGUUGAAUGAGAAACUGGCUAGGAAACAGAAAGAGACGUAGCAUGUAACUCCACCACCCAUCAGAGUGUUCUGCCCAAGGUCCUGCUUAUUUCAGAAGAAGACCAUCAAUCUUUCACCCUUGUGUUAUCAAGGGUACUAGCCAAUGCUUAUCGGAAACAUAAUUGCAGAGAUAAAGGACCCACCAAAACGAUCUAAAAACAAUGACAUCCCUGUAGCCUUUUACACCUUGCUAGAUUCAUUUCACCUUACCAGCAUCAUCAUGACCGAUACCUCGCCAUAAUGGUCUCCCAGGCCCCCAACACCACCACCUUUAUUCUCAUUUACCAUAAACAAACAAAAACACCAACCCCCCUCCACCACCGCUUCAUUCCUCAACCACCUUACCUUACUUUACCCAAACAUAUCAAUAAUUCAUAAAAAAGAAAACCCACUUUCGAUUCCUUUUCUUAAAAUUACACAAAACAAACCCAUCAACCUAACUUCUCAUAUAUAAAAUAUAUCUAUAUCACAUUAAUCAUAUCCCUUUUUCAAUCUUAUUCUUCGUUAUUCAUAAUUUACUAUUUAUACAACAUUCCACUUCCUCUAUAGUCUUUAGUACCACAAUUUACACGUAACACUAAACGACAAAAGCAGGCUCAGAAUUUAGAAACACACUCCGUCCGAUCCCACUCCGUUAUCCAUUCUUCCAUUCUCCAUUAUCCAUUCUUCCAUUCUCCAUUAUCCAUUUUCCAUUAUCCAUUAUCCAUUCCCUGCUUCCGCACCCAUCCACCAAUAUCUACACCAUCCCACGCCACGUGGAACUCUCACACGAGAGUCUUGCAUAUCAGACUUUGAGGGUCCCACAUCGCUGGCACCAGAUACCUCCUCCCAUUCACACCAUGCGCAUUGUAGCUCGCCCCCGUCACCUUAUCCACCAGGACCUUACCCGGAUAUCCCGGGUACGACCCGCUCCCGAAAACCCCUGUGCAAGCCGAAACAGCCUCCAACGGCGCCGUCGGGGGGCCCUGGAAGUAACCGUUAUUGAAAGGGUUCGUGACGGUCCCAGCAAGAAGGGUAGCCAAGUUAAUUAUCAUUCCGUCAACCCCGACGUCGCCGUUAGGCGCAACCAAUGGUGGCGUUUGGGGUCCGUAAAUCGGCUGGUGGAAGGGCCACGCGCAUUGCCCGGGGCACUGCGUUUCGGAGUUUCCAACCCAUAUAUAAGCGGUGCGGGCAGCGUUUCGAACGUUUCGGGUAGAGCCAUGGGUCCCACAGCGGCUCAUGCAGAAACCCUCGACGGCGACGUCUUUAGCCGUUAAGACGACCGAUAUCGAGUUGAGUUGAUUAAACUUCGAGGCGAGUGCGAGAAGGUGGUUCCCCUUGAGGCUUUUCCCGAGCGUGUAAGCCGGGUGGAGAAUCUGGCUCCCUACGACCAGCGCAGAGGAUCCCCCCUUGUAGUUCUCCGUGGUUUUCCACCACGUGGCAGUGGAAGGAAGCGCCGCGUUGGGCGCGCUGCUCAGCGAGUUUAUGAAGUCGACGAUGACAGAGCGUUGGAUCGGAGUGAAAGUGCCGUACCAGAUGAGAUUGACGGUGAUGCGGCCCUUGAGCAGCUGACCGUUGUGGUACUUGAGGACAAGUGGUUGCUCCUGUACAAGCUCCCCUACAGUUAGCAAGGGAAGGAGGAGCAGCGUGAGAACUGCAGAGAAGGUAAUGGCAGGGUUGUAAUUAGAGGCCAUGUUGUGGAUUAGAAGGAAAGUGUGAAGCGUAGAGAGAGUGUUU
Vigna angularis (adzuki bean) is the source of this 3689-nucleotide messenger RNA. RefSeq names its product polyadenylate-binding protein 2. The record is from RefSeq and is a predicted model, not a curated record. Lineage: Eukaryota; Viridiplantae; Streptophyta; Magnoliopsida; Fabales; Fabaceae. Gene Ontology annotation, molecular function: RNA binding. The coding region runs from base 30 to 626 and encodes 198 amino acids. The transcript is spliced from 6 exons.